ACCGAGGCCCUGAGGACGGGAGGAGGCAGAAACCGGGAUAUCCGCCGUGAGCACGGGAGCGCGUACACACUCAUAAGCACACAUCGACACGCGCACGCUGACUCGCGCAUGCACUCGGUCCAUGCGCCACGCACAUCUCCGGCUCGCUCCAUCCGCCGCACGUCCGUCCCGGGAAAAAAACCCGUGAUUUUGUAUUCUUUUGUUUUGCUUUUUUUUUUUAUAUUUUGCGGAUUUCGUCCAUCGUAACGGGCCGUUAUGGCAGCAACGCUGUUAACGGGACACGAGGACUUUCUGCCGCUAAUGAAGGGCUUUCAGGAGGAGUCCGGUCUGUACACCGAUGCCGAGAGAGGACUGGCGAACGAAUACGCGCAGGCGAAGCUUGAGAUGGACAAAUACCUGACACCUCAGUUGCACGAUUCCCCGGCAGUCAAGAAGCAUUGCCAGGAUAGCUCCUCUGUGGAGUUUUUUUGCGACGACCAGUGUGCCCCUUAUAGCAUCAACAUGAACGUGUACCUACCCGACAUCGCCUACCUGCGUGGAGGUUUGUCCCGCCAGCCGCGGCCAUCCGUCCCCAGUCAGGUGAAAAGCAAACCGGUGAGCUCGGCCUUCUCGUCGGCCCCAGACUGUUCUGGGCCUUCCGCUCUUCCCGAUUUCACGACCAUCUUCAACUCGUCCUCGGCACACUGCGCCAACAUGGACACAGGCGAUGCUCCGAAUGGCGUGUUUAUCAAGCAGGAGAUGCCUUCGUUUGAGCUUCACCAGGACGGCCACCUAUUCCAGCUGCUCAACUCAGAGCUUGACGUUCCCAUUCAGGCCGUUUCGGACUCUCACACCCACGCCAUGUCGUCAGAGGUGCCCCCCUUCCACGACAUGCACUUAGCAGCCACACAGACUGCCAACAAGCCGUACUGCGCCAUGGCCACGCCUUCGUACCCGCUCGCCUCCUCGGCUCACUUCGGCCAUGGCCACACGCCGGUCAAAGUAUCUUACCUUCCUCCCUCGCCGCCCACUUCCGAACCGGGCAGCCCGGACCGCCAGAAAGAGCUGCUCAACAACCUGACGCCUCCUCCGUCUUACGCCGCCACCAUUGCAUCCAAAAUGGCCAGCCACAUGCCCACUCAUCAAGCACCCUCAUCCAUGCGAGCGCCCGCAACCAGCAGCGCCGGGGUAAUGCCUGUCCGAUACAACCGCAGGACCAACCCUGACCUCGAGAAGAGGCGGAUACAUCACUGUGACUUCCCAGGUUGCAAGAAGGUUUACACCAAGUCCUCGCAUCUGAAAGCUCAUCUGAGGACGCACACUGGCGAGAAGCCAUACAGGUGCACAUGGGAAGGGUGUGACUGGAGAUUCGCUCGUUCCGACGAGCUCACACGCCACUUCCGCAAACACACGGGAGCCAAGCCGUUCCAGUGCGCCGUGUGCAGCCGCAGCUUCUCCCGCUCCGACCACCUCGCUCUGCACAUGAAGAGGCACCAGAACUGAUCAAGAACAUCUUCUCACACCUCUAUUACAAAUGCGUGCAUUUCUAUAGGAAAUUACUAUUCACACACACAGACACACACAAAGACACAAGAAAACACACUGACAAUCACGCCCAUUCUUUACACAGCUACUUGUGCAUUUGAAGACCGUGUAUAACAAUACACAAAUCACACACACAAAAAACACUGACAAUCAUGUUCAUUCUUUACACAAAUACACACACACACACACAUAGCUAAUUGUUCAUUUGAAGACAGUCUAUAACAACACACACUCACACACAAAUUUAAGAGUGUGUACUAGGACGAGCCUUCUAUAACGAGGGUGAGCGUUUUUUUUUUUCUCGUGCGUGUUUAAACAAGCUCUGAGCUCCUGACUUUAUUGCUUCAACAUGGCCACGAUUACAUGCCUUUUUUCUUUUUAUAUCAUCCUCCACGCACACACACACACACACACACACACACACACACACACACACACACACACUCUUUAUCUGAUCCGUCUGAACCUGUCACUUUUAUACUCUACUUCAAAUCCUCCAUCAGAACGCUUUAGCUUUAGUACCAUGUGACGACACAAUACGGUUCAAGGCUGUUAAAAAAAAAGAGCUGCGUUAUGUGCGUUUGUUGGCGCUCGUUCAGUAGCGAGCGCCGCCGCGUCUUAAACCUCCACUGCUAGUAAAAAAAAGACGUUUUAAAAGGCGUGUUUAUGGUGCCGCAGUUUUUCUGUUAAACGUUUCGAGUCAUUCGGAGAAAAAUGGAGAAAUUUGACUUGCCAACUCACUUUCUGAAACUCACUUUCUGAGCCAGAGACCCUCUUUCAAACAAACAAACCAAUAAACAAACACAUUGGACUUAUUAUUUAUUCUGAAAUAUUUAAGGAUAAAUACACUCCAUUAACAUAAAUACAUAUAUUGUCGCCUAUUAAUUAUAAACAAAACGUUUUAUUGAAAUCUUUUUAUUAUCUCGUGAUUCGAAAAUAAUUUUUUGAAAAGUUUUAAAAAACAAUUCUCGAUUCGAAAGUUGUUUUUUAUGCACAUCCCUGGACCAAAGUUCACCAUUUCACUGACUUCGGCUCCACCUACAACCUAAUAAAGCACUUAUUGAGCCCCUGAGUUCGUUUUUUUUUAAACCCGGCUUUAGAUUUCGCUCUAACAGCUGCGUAUUUAUCCUUAUGCACAUCUGGACUUUGGUUCCAGAUGUUUAACAGUUUUUCUCUGGCAAUGUGAAUAUAUUCAAUAUCAUACAAAAAACAUCUAAUUUGAAUUAGAUUUUUUCACGUCACUAAAUCUUAUAUUAGUUUUUUCCCACAAUUCCACGGGGAGUAAUGGUGCCCAGACUUAGGACGUUUAUUAGGUAUUUAAAUAUCUUUACUGAAAUUGAUAAAACUGUUAAAAUCGCACAACGAAUCUGCUUUUUAAUUUUUUGCACUUGAAAUCAAACUGGAAAUGGGUUCUCUGUGUCACUGGAUCAAGUACUGUUUAAAACUGGACUCCUCGAGUAUAAAUCCGAUCGCAGCCAAACGUUUUAGUCCGAGACUCGCUCUCUCUCCGACUUCGAGCUGACGUAUUUAUAGCUUCGGAAAGAAAGGAAUAAUAAUGUACUGCUACUGAGCUGCAAUUACGGCCUGAAUUAUUGAGCGGGCCGCGUAUAAAUGGAACGAGAGGGAUAUUAAAGCCAUGCAGACAGCUGGAUGAUUUGUACAGACGUCCUCACACACACUUACACACUCUUACAUACUCGUACACGAGCAUGCCGGCCAUUUUGUUCUUCCUGUCACUGGUGCGUUAGCUUGAAUGUAUAAGACCGCACAAACUGUUCUGUCCGAGUAACACCACAGUAACAUUUUAUCUUCAAGUGCCUUCUGGGGUUUUCUUUCUGUUAACAGGUUUUUAGAAUAAAAAUGUAAAAAAAAAAAAAA
Molecule: messenger RNA, 3402 nt
Organism: Silurus meridionalis
Lineage: Eukaryota; Metazoa; Chordata; Actinopteri; Siluriformes; Siluridae
Gene: klf5a
Product: Kruppel-like factor 5a
Exons: 4
Coding region: 256-1482 (408 amino acids)
Biological process (GO): regulation of transcription by RNA polymerase II
Molecular function (GO): DNA-binding transcription factor activity, RNA polymerase II-specific; RNA polymerase II cis-regulatory region sequence-specific DNA binding
Source: RefSeq, a predicted model, not a curated record